This is a messenger RNA of Calypte anna (Anna's hummingbird), 3659 nucleotides long. It is a transcript of the gene MAPRE2, whose product is annotated as microtubule associated protein RP/EB family member 2. Bases 114 to 1094 code for a protein of 326 amino acids. NCBI's taxonomy places the organism in Eukaryota, Metazoa, Chordata, Aves, Apodiformes, Trochilidae. The record is from RefSeq and is a predicted model, not a curated record. Gene Ontology annotation, cellular component: cytoplasmic microtubule; spindle midzone; microtubule plus-end. The transcript has 7 exons. Gene Ontology annotation, biological process: regulation of microtubule polymerization or depolymerization; spindle assembly; protein localization to microtubule plus-end. Gene Ontology annotation, molecular function: microtubule plus-end binding.
ACGUGGUCUGACGCGCGCGGCGGGGCGGGGCGGGCGGCGCGAGUCCCGGGCGCCGCCGCCGCCACCUUCCGCACACCAGCAGCGCGGGGCUCUGCGGAGCCGCGGGAGCGCCAAUGCCCGGACCGACCCAAGCCCUCUCCCCAAAUGGCGAGAACAACAACGACAUCAUUCAGGAUAACGGGACCACCAUCAUCCCCUUCAGGAAGCACACGGUGCGGGGGGAGCGCUCCUACAGUUGGGGAAUGGCGGUCAACGUGUACUCUACCUCUAUAACCCAAGAGACUAUGAGCAGACAUGACAUCAUCGCAUGGGUUAAUGAUAUAUUAGCUUUAAACUACACAAAAGUUGAACAACUCUGUUCAGGAGCAGCUUACUGCCAGUUCAUGGACAUGUUGUUCCCCGGCUGCAUUAGUUUGAAGAAAGUAAAGUUUCAAGCAAAGCUGGAGCAUGAAUAUAUUCACAACUUCAAACUUCUGCAGGCAUCGUUUAAAAGAAUGAAUGUGGAUAAGGUAAUUCCUGUGGAAAAACUGGUCAAAGGGCGCUUCCAAGACAACUUAGAUUUCAUUCAGUGGUUUAAGAAGUUCUUUGAUGCUAACUACGAUGGGAAGGAAUAUGAUCCUGUGGAAGCUCGACAAGGCCAAGAUGCUCUUCCCCCACCAGAUCCUGGUGAACAGAUCUUCAACCUGCCCAAAAAGUCCCACCAUGCAAACUCUCCAACUGCAGGUGCUGCUAAAUCCAGUCCAGCUUCUAAACCAGGAUCAACACCCUCUCGCCCAUCUUCAGCAAAAAAAGCUGCACCAAGCAGCUCAGCAUCCAAAUCAGAUAAAGAUUUGGAAACUCAAGUCAUACAGCUCAGUGAACAGGUACAUUCAUUAAAACUUGCACUUGAAGGCGUGGAGAAGGAAAGGGAUUUCUACUUUGGCAAAUUAAGGGAGAUUGAACUUCUCUGCCAAGAACACGGGGGAGAGAAUAAUGACCUUGUCAAUCGGCUAAUGGAAGUCCUUUAUGCUUCAGAAGAACACGAGAGCCACACAGAAGAACAUGAAGGUGAGGAGCAAGUCCUUGAACAGCCUCAGCAGCAGGAGGAGUACUGACUCACCCAGCGUCUCUGACAAUUUUCGUUUUGUGUGAGAACUUUCUUCUGGAGAAUGGAACAUGUGUGGCCUCAAACUUGAAAUCAGUUCACUCCCAGUCUGCCAUUAACAUUAUGUACCAUAGUGAGUGCCAGCCAACCACUGCAUUCUGUACCCAUAUUUUGCCAAGAUGCAUUUGCAGACGUCUUCUUUCAGUGUAUCUUCCCAAGAGGUUGUAGGGCUACAUCACCUACUGUACAUCACUGCAACUUCACCACUUGGCUGCUUGAGAUUUGUUCUGCUCUUUUUAAAAAAAAAAUAUUUAUUUUUUUUUCUUUUUUUUGUCUUAAGUAUGAUACACUUGUAACUUGUUCUAACAUAUUUAUAUUGGCAUUUUGUGUGGCAAGAAGUACCAUACCACUAGCUGUGUCUCUCACUUUGUGGUGCUUUUGCAUUUUCUUGUGCAUCUCUGCCUUGGGGCAUAAAUUCGGUCUAAUUGGAAUAAAGGGAUACAGUGGAAGUCAUACUCAAGCCAUAACAAUGAGGUGUGUUGUGAAGGAAAAUGCUCAUGUUGCUCAUGUUUAUUCCUUUCCUGCUUUCACUAAGUGGAAGGCAAAGCAUCUGUUUCACUAGGAGAUUUAAACCCUGUGUUAGAAAGCUUGUUAGAAAGCCGCAUGGUAUGGUUUUUGGCCCAUUUCUGGAGAAACAGACAUUCAGUUACAUUUUUUGAAAACCUUUCCAGUUUUCUGACUAGUCACAGACAUUUCCUAGCUUUUCUUCCUUCCUGAGGAAUUCAGUCCCAGCCUCCAGCUUCCUCGCUGCCUCCACAGAGCUCAGUGCUGGAGGAGAAAAAUCUCCUUGAUGCAAGUGUGGCUGCAGGACAAGACCUCUGCUAUUAUACUUGGCCUCCAACCCCUCAGAAGAAGACAAAGCAGGCCAGCCAUUUCUUUUUGCUAUCCUUCCCCCCUCUGCUUCCAUAGAAGUAUGGAAGACAGAAAAUUAUCUUGCUACUGCAAGGCAUGGGGUAAAAAAUAGCAACAACACAAGCCCUGAACCGCUCUGAACUCCCUUUAAGUGGGUGGUGGACAACUCGUGGGUGUUGAGGCUGCUUCAGAAGCAUGGAGAGGCAAUGAGGAGUCAUUCUGGAGCCAGAGCACACACCAGGGGGGGACCAGCUGACUGAGGGGCACAGAGCUGGUUCUGUGCCUGGCUGACCUUCCUCUUGCAAGGCCAGCAUGGUGCAGAACCACACCUGCCCUGGACAUGUCUGCAGUGAGGGCGUUCCCUUCCAGUGCAGUCCCAUCACCCUGUUCUAAAUGGUGUUAUUUUAUAAACAGCUGUAUCUUGACAUAUACAAAGCAUUCCUUAUUUUUCUCAUAAAACUGUGCAGGAGUCUCAUGCUUGGUAUUUUUGGUCUCUCACUUUUGAUGUUCUUAAAUGUGGGUUGUUACAUGGCUUUGGCAGGUACAUGGAAGUCCCAUCUCAAUUCAGCAGUCACUGAAAAACUCAGAAGCCUCUUGAACAGCUAAAUCAUCUUAGACCUUUAUGGACUCCCAGAGCCUAAAUUGUCAGCUUAUGCUUCCAUAGAAAGGGUUUUGAUUAAUCACCCCCAACACACACACAGACACACAGACACACAGACACACAGACACACAGACACACAGACACACAGACACACAGACACACAGACACACAGACACACAGACACACAGACACACAGACACACACACACACACACAGACACACACACACACAGACACACACAGACACACACAGACACACAGACACACACACACACACACACACACACACACAUGUGUAAUUUUCUGUUCCUAAUUGAUCUUUUGCAGCUAAGUGGCUCUUAGUUAAAUGUGAGAUCCCUGCCAUUGUGUUGCACCACAGACAAUAUAUACAAAAUACUGUUAAGGAUUAGAACAGAUAUUUCUCAUUCCUUGAUCACUCUCCCCCUGCUCAGCAGAAGAGUUUCUGGCCCCUGUGGGCUGAAGGUUUUCCAUCCCUGCCUCCAGCAUUAACAUCACUUCUUACCUGAUGAUGAAGUGAAAGUGCUGCAACCAGUGGGCCAGCGCUUUCCGUUCCCUUUUAGAUUGGUUACAAAUAAGGUCUGGUUUAUACAAAUGUGUAUACCCCAAAAUGAGUAUUUCUGAGAAUUGCCACAAAUGGAGGAAUUGUCAUUUUUGUUGUAUUUGUGUUUAUUAGAACAUAUGUACUUAUUACAAUUGUCAUUGUAAUAAACAGUAGUUCUUCAUAAUACUGUUGCACCGAAGAGCAGUUACUAAUUUUUUCCAGUCUCCAGAAUGUCCUUUAACCUGCAUGGGAUUUCUGAUGGGGUAAGGAGUUUGGGAUCAGGCUAUCAACUUAAUUUCUUCAGUACCAGUCUCUGCUUGCUGCAAUCCAUCCUUCUGCUUAUACUAGAGCAGAUGCAUUAAGAGCACUUCCAAGAGAAAAUGCUUUUCUAAAGGUGCAAACAGUUGGGUUGCUGAGUUCCCUGGAGGGUUCGUAGCCAGGCUGUUGUGCCUCUCUCCUUCUCUCUCUUUGAAGCAUACUUAAGUAUUAAAAAAAAAAAAA